Recurvomyces mirabilis is the source of this 624-nucleotide messenger RNA. RefSeq lists its product as uncharacterized. The transcript is spliced from 2 exons. Bases 1 to 624 code for a protein of 207 amino acids. Lineage: Eukaryota; Fungi; Ascomycota; Dothideomycetes; Mycosphaerellales; Teratosphaeriaceae. The record is from RefSeq and is a predicted model, not a curated record.
AUGGCCUCCUCCGACCGCGUCGCCGAGGUCGAGAAUGUCCGUGAAAGCUAUCCGGAGCUCAAACCCACCCUUGGUCGACCCAUUGUCCCCGCCCGCACCCUCGCCAGCGACUACCCGCUAAUCGACUCCGACCCCCACUUCCGCCGCGUCCUCUCCUACGCCCGCCCCUCCGACUACCUCUCCGGCACCAUCUUCGCCGCCUUCCCGCCCACCGCCAUGCUCCUCAUGGAACGGAUCUCGCCCUCCGAAGUCGGCCGUGGCGGUUUCAGUUCCAUAAUGCGACUCACCACGGGUAUAGGCCUCGUCAGCGGCUUCUACCUCCUCUUCUCACGCUCGCAGAACCGACUCUAUGGUUUCUCCGAAAACCGGCGGGAAAUCGAGAUGGACAUGCGGGAGAUGACUGAUAGAGUGAAGAAGGGUCAGCCGCUUUAUGGGGAGAGUACGAUGACGGAGUAUAUGCAGGGUGUGGCGUCAAGACAGAGCAGGUAUUCCGGCGUGUUUCUGCAUGUGAUGCCUUGGUUUAAUUUCGUCAAUCAUGGGCAGCAUGGCGUGGAUACGGCCAAGUAUUAUCGGAAUGCGGAGAGGGAGUUGGAGGCGGAGAGGGUGGCGGGCGGUGGGUCGUAG